UGUUUAUAAUGCCGCGCAAAAGCGAAAGAAUAUCUACUUCUGCAAAAGAUGUGAAAAUUAAAGUAAAAUUGUCUCCACAUAAUGUUAAUCCGAAUAAAGUUUAUCCAACACUUCGUCCUUCAAACGCAAGUGUUAAAAUAGAAACAUUUAAACAAUCCAAAUCAGAGAAGAGCUGUCAUACAAAACCAGUGGCAAACAAACGCCCAAGAAGUCGUCGAGAAAUGUCAGGCACAGUAGAGGAUGAUGAGGCUGGACCCUCUAUUAGAAGGCGUAAGGCUUUAGAUGAAAAUAAAGAAAAUGACGAGGUUAAAGACGAAUCGGCGGAAAAAAAAUCUAAAUUCGAUUCCAUUGAUGACAAAGUUUUGGAUAAUGGUAAAAUUUUGUCAAAAGUUGAAACAACUACGGAGCCUAUGCAGGAUGACAAACAGACUGUACAUAUUGAACGAAAAAUGUGCAUUGAACCACAGACGGUUGCGUCUGUUACUGAAGAAAAUUUAGACACUAAAAAAAUGGGUCAGGAAGGUUUUGAACAACAAGAAGCUGGUGUUCCUAAAGAAUCGAGUGCUACUGAAUCGCCAAACAAAGAAAACAGAAAUGUACACAGAUCGGCAUCCAUUGAUAAACUCACAACGCUUUUCUCAAAUUUGUAUCUAAAUUCAAUGCAACGCUUGUGUAUGGAGUUUCCGCCACGCUGCGCGGACGAUUUGGUAUACUGCCGAAAACAGCAUUUCCAGCAACGAUUUAAAGAGAUGGACAAACCAAGUGAAGCUCGUUUAAUGCAGCUACGGUGUACUCUUAAACAGCAGCGUUACCUUUCAUUCAUAAAUCUUGCUUUGGACAUGUGUCAGCGGUACGAAUUUCCCGGAGAGGAUACAUUUACUAACUUAAUUGAAUUAAUUUUGAGUCUUAACCCGAAAACUGGAGAUGUAGCCUUUAUCCCCACAUACCGUCAAUCCAUACAGUUAUUUAGCUAUAUGGUGCGGACUUUCCCACCUUGUUGGCGUGCUACACACACUGCCUAUAUUGGCUUCUUUCAGCGACCACUGGACGCCGAAAAAAUUUGCAACAACUCAAAAGGCGGCAAUCGUUUGUCUAAAUCAAAGAAGGUUUUUGACAUAAUACUUGAUUUAACAGAAAUUUUACUCACCCAGUGCACCCCCGAUGAGCUUUCGAUGUUACCUGAACCCAAAACACCAACUAUUGGAAAAAAAAUAGAUGGGGGAUCGAUUGUUACGGAUACCCCUAAUAGUGAAACAUUAGACCAUCACAAAUGGGAAGAACGCGAUAAUCGUUUAAAUACUUUCACAGCUCUCAAGUCUGAUGAGCGUUUGGAACGGUUAUUCAUAGUACUACGCCUUAUUUUGCAAAUACUUGAAAGUGAUUUCGUAAUGUGGAUGUUGCAUCAUUAUCGCAAAAAUAAAAGUUGGUUAUUCUAUAAUGACAGCCGUCCGCUGGCUGUAUUCGUACUUGGAAUGUCAGAAGAAGCUCAUUUGAGUGCUUUGGGUCGGCAGCUUUUCCAAUUGUUUGCUAUGGCUGUUAAUAAGGGCCUAAACAUUAACUACUUGAAAGUGCUUGAGCGAUACAUAGCACUUUUGAUGGUUAUAAGCAAUACAGCUGACAUAGAACACACUGUUCUGGGUGUAAAAUUUCCGCAACUCGGUCCUAAUACUAAACAAAUUAUACUCGAUUUCUUCAGAAAGUUCAAAGAUCGCAACUUGAACUCGUCUAUUAACAACUAUAUAAAUGCUAUCGAUGUUCUCCGCAUACCAUAUGUUCGGUACACAUUUAUUGAUCAAUUUCUGCAAAUGUUCGGCUUUUUGUAUUCCGAAAACUUUUCACCUGAAAAAGUAUUUAACUACAUGCGAAAGAAACGUUGGCUGAAACAUAAGAAGCAAGCUGAAUUGCAUGCGGAAGUAGGAGAUGGCGGAGAUAUUGUCGAUGAAAUCUCCUGCGAACAACAUUUAUCGCUACUGCUAGAAGCUCUAAAAGCAUAUUGCGAAUGGCAUGCCUCAAAAGAGUUUAUGCAAAUAAUUCUAAAUAAACGAAAUAUUAGCAGCUUAAAGAUUACUACACACUCGUUGCAUCACACGCCCAUUGCUUGUGGUGAUCUCUUGAAUCUAGCACGGAUGGAGAAAGAUAUUCUACAACUGGAGAAAAAGCUACGAAAGACAGUACGUGUUGCGAAACCGGUUAUUGAUUUGCCGCUCAUGGACAUCUGUAUCGAUCAAGAUUUGCGAAUUAAAUAUCGCAAUGAUUUAAAAUAUUUAAACGCGCUGCAGCAAAAAGUCGCUGAACAAAGUGUAGCACACUCAGAAGUAGACUUCAGUGCGUGGCGAGAAUUUUUAAAUGAUUUUAAAGUCGAUUGAAUUACGAUGUUAAAAGACGCAAACCUUAAAAAAGUUGUAAUUAUAAUUAUGGAAAUUGUCGUUUUUGUUAUAUAGUACAUACAUAACAGCGAAAGCUGGGCUUAGUUCAAAAUGAUUUUCCUUUUUUUUUUUUUUUUUUUUUUCAAUUAUAUGUUUAAUGUUACAUUACUUCUUAUAUUUUAUAUUUUUGCAAGAAAUUUUACUUACGUGUUCGUUGCGAUAAUAUACGACAGCUCGCUCAACUUUGUACAAAUUCUCGUUGUUUUCGGUUUCCAAUACAAAUCCAAAAUAAAAUGCAAACGUUUUGAUUUUAUGACAAUUUUUGUACACUUUUUUUCUGUGCUUAAAACAUACUAUUUCAUUUAUUUUGUUAUUGUUAUUAAGUCAUAUCGCUUACUAAUUAAAUAUUUAAUAAUUAUAACACUUGUGUUGCUGCCUGUACUAUCCACUGCAUUCAAUACUAUACUAUAUAAUAUAGUUUCUAAGCUUAUUAUCUUUUAUUUAGUAUACAGAUUUUUAUAUAGAGCGCCUAUGCUUACACACAAAACGAAACUAAGUUUCAAAAUGUUUUUCUCACAAAUAUGCAUUUUCAUGCCAGUUUUCUUGUAAAUUCGUCUACUUUUUAUUUCUGCUAUUUACACAAAAAUGAAAAAAAAAAUAUUGGUUGUGCAAGUGACAAUGGGCCCAAUUUAUACAGAGAUACCAUUUUAAGCUCAUACAUACGUAUGUAUGUGAAGUUGCUCGUUUCACCAGCACCUCGGCUUGAUUUGUGCAAAGCAUUUUAUUUCGUUAUUUUUAAUAACGUUAUUAACCCAGUUCAUAAUUUUUUGUUUUUGUGUUAUUUAAAUUAUCUUCCAGUUAAAGUUAUUAUGUGUAUGUAAAUAACUUUUUAUUUUAUAUGUUUCCUAUUUUUGUCAUGGAUUUUUUAUUUAAGAGAUAUUUACAUAAAAAAAAAACAAUUUGACAAACUGAACAUAUUUGUGUUGUCAAUUAAAUUUAACUUUAAGGAAUAAAUAAACAAAAACAUGAAUUUCUUUUUUAACCAAAACCAUAUAAUUUUCUAUAAUGAUAAUAACGACAAAUGGUUUUCUUGAGAAGUUUUUUAAUUUUUUUUUUACUUUUUUAUUUGCUGCUGUCGUUAUAUACAUGCACUUCUGCUAAUACAGUUAUUUUAUUUAUAUUUAUUAAA
Anastrepha obliqua is the source of this 3555-nucleotide messenger RNA. RefSeq lists its product as uncharacterized. The record is from RefSeq and is a predicted model, not a curated record. NCBI's taxonomy places the organism in Eukaryota, Metazoa, Arthropoda, Insecta, Diptera, Tephritidae. The transcript has 4 exons. Bases 9 to 2366 code for a protein of 785 amino acids.